Colletotrichum orchidophilum is the source of this 507-nucleotide messenger RNA. Its product is annotated as phosphotyrosine protein phosphatase. Gene Ontology annotation, biological process: protein dephosphorylation. The coding region runs from base 1 to 507 and encodes 168 amino acids. Gene Ontology annotation, molecular function: non-membrane spanning protein tyrosine phosphatase activity; acid phosphatase activity. The record is from RefSeq and is a predicted model, not a curated record. Lineage: Eukaryota; Fungi; Ascomycota; Sordariomycetes; Glomerellales; Glomerellaceae. The transcript is spliced from 3 exons. Gene Ontology annotation, cellular component: cytoplasm.
AUGACGGAACAACCGGUAUCAGUCCUCUUCGUCUGCCUCGGCAACAUUUGCCGCUCGACAAUGGCAGAAGGCGUGUUCCGCAACAUUGCGCAAAAGCCGCAAUACAAGGGCCUCAUCUCAAAGGUGGACUCUUGUGGCACAGCGGCCUACCACGUUGGCGAUCCCCCAGACGACCGAACGAUGGCGACUCUCGAGGACCACGGCAUCACGGACUAUUACCACGCCGGUCGCAAGGUGUCUCCCUCAGACUUCAACAAGUUCGACUACAUCUUCGCAAUGGACCGAUCAAAUCUCCGAGACCUGCAAAACCUACAACAACGAGGCUACGCCGAUACAAAGGCCAAGGUGAUGAUGUUUGGCGAGUUUUCGGGAGGUCCCAGAUCAGAGGUGGUGAACGACCCAUACUACGGCGGCGACGAGGGCUUUGCAAAGGCCUACGAACAGUGCACACGGUUCUCGCACAACUUUUUGAAGCACGUCUUCCCCGCCGUCGACCCCAAAGCAUAG